Cuscuta campestris is the source of this 2403-nucleotide messenger RNA. Lineage: Eukaryota; Viridiplantae; Streptophyta; Magnoliopsida; Solanales; Convolvulaceae. The record is from the annotation of a GenBank genome assembly.
AUUAAAAUUGAACACUUCCUCCAUGUAGGAGGGAAAUUUCCCAACAAAUCUCCCCCUCACUCCUACAUGGAGUGAGCAAACAAACCGGCCUUCUCUCGACAAAACACGAGUUUCUCCUUCGGCGGCACCGGCUUUUCGCUCACCAGGAGGCUGGCCCAGGUUGGGUUAACUCGUUAGAGCAAUACGGCCGAGUCAAUUCGCCAUACGCAGCGAUUCGACUCGCUCCUUGGAUUGAGUUUCUGAUCCUUCGCCGUCAUCUUCAAAACCCCAAUCAACGUUUUCCGCGCUCUCUCUCUCUCUCUCUUGCCCAUUUUUUUUCUCUCCAGAGAGAGAAAGAGGAAGGGCAUAGAAAAAGGCCACAGAUUCUCUCAAUCCGUAACUGGUACAAUCGCAGGGCCGGAUCCCCUAAUCCCUCGCAAGAAUGUCGCACUCAGUGUUCCAGGCUGCUCAAAUCGGGCCUUUAUACACUCAGAGAGCUCCCGCUUCCAAGAACUUAUCGCCACAGAAGCCGCCGUUAUUGCACCCCGCCGUUCCCCUUCGCCGGCCGACGCUUCCGCGGGCAGUGGCCGGGAAGUUAAGGAAAUCAUGUAUCAAGGCAUCGUCGUCCGUGGUAGACGGGGAGUCGGUUUUAGGUUUGGAGCGUUGUCUUCUGGCUUCGCCGCCGAUGGAUUCUCCCGAUUGCUUGUCAUCAAGUUAUUCCUCGGCGUCUACUGUUAUGCACGCGCCGGUUAUGAAGGGUGGAGGGAAGUUUGGGUCGAUGGGUUCGGUUACUCUGGAGAAACCCAAAUUGGAUUUGAGUCAGAAGAAAAAACAGUCCAGCCCUGAGCUUGCAACUGGAGGCGGAGGUGGAGAUAUUGGCAAAAACAUUUUUCACGGGGGUGGUGAUGGUGGUGAUGGUGAUGGUGAUGAUGACGAUUACAUGGAUGACUUUGACGAUGACAAUGAGGGAGAUGAUGGCGGGUUGUUCAGAAGGCGCCUGAUUCUUCAAGAGAUUUUUGAUCGAAAAUUUGUGGAUGCGGUCUUGAAUGAGUGGCAGAAGACAAUAAUGGAUUUACCAGCUGGAUUUCGGCAAGCAUAUGAGAUGGGUUUGGUCAGUUCAGUACAAAUGGUAAGGUUUUUGGCUAUUAAUGCCAGACCCACCACAGCUAGGUUCAUUUCUCGGUCAAUUCCUCAGGGACUUUCAAGGGGAUUUAUUGGCAGGAUGAUUGCAGAUCCAGCAUUUCUGUACAAGCUGCUUUUUGAGCAAGCAGCUACAAUUGGGUGUUCAGUUUGGUCUGAGGUUAAAAACCGCAAAGAGAGGAUAAAGCAAGAGUGGGAUCUUGCCCUAGUUAAUGUGCUCACAGUAACUGUAUGCAAUGCUGUCGUGUUUUGGUCUCUCGCUCCAUGCCGAUCAUAUGGAAACACUUUCCGCUUUGAUCUACAAAACACUUUGCAAAAGCUCCCGAAUAAUAUAUUUGAGAAGAGCUAUCCAUUAAGAGAAUUUGAUGUGCAGAAGAGGUUUCAAUCAUUCUUCUACAAGGCUGCUGAGUUCUGUAUGGUUGGAUUAACCAUGGGUGCUGCUCAAGGUGCUAUAUCAAAUUUCGCUUCCAAUAAGAAAAAGGAAAGGUUAUCUUUGAGUAUUCCAUCAGUGAGAAACAAUGCACUUGGUUAUGGGGCAUUCUUGGGUGUAUAUGCAAAUCUGCGAUAUCAGCUGUUGUGUGGCUUUGACCAAGCAAUGAUGAAUUACUUUGAUGUUAUUGGUGUUCCUCUCUUUUUAAGCAUUGCCAUGAGAGUGAUGAAUGUGCAAGUGGGAGAGAUUUCGAGGCUGGCAUGGCUUGGGGUGGAAGCGGACCCACUUGCCCAUUCAGACGACCACCUCCUGAAAGCGUACAGUAGAUCAUCGGAAAGCCCUGCCCCGUCAUCUUCCAAGUGGCUUACACCCAAGGACGCAAUCAUAUCUGGGCUUGGGCUUCUCGGGAUCAAACAGGCCCAAAGCGACGGUGAAACAGCAACCGCACCACCUCCCAAGGCCAGGAGAAAAAGACUAGUCAGGAAAAAGGUAGCAGCAGCAUAAUAAUUUGGACACAAAUAGAAAGAAACCCAUCAAAAUAUUCAGUUUUGCACUCUGGCUGGGCUGCAUCAUCUGUUUAUGGCUGGCUGGAAGAGUUUCUUUGAGACUAAGAACAAAAACAGGAGCUGAUGCCUGACAGUGAUCAACUGCUGCAAUGGUGUACUCUGUGAGGGGAGAGAUUUUGCUACACAUUCUUUUUUGUUGUUGUUGUUGCUGGCUAAUCUUUAGUGGUGGUAAUUAUGAAUAACUUUAUUUAUACAAUCAUUUCUAUCUGCUACAGAGUAAUAAAAAAGUGUGCUGUAUUUGUGAUUGCUGAGAGCUUAUUUUUAGAAAAAUAAAAUUGAUGUUAGAAU